Astyanax mexicanus (Mexican tetra) is the source of this 3107-nucleotide messenger RNA. It is a transcript of the gene clptm1l, whose product is annotated as CLPTM1 like. The transcript has 17 exons. Lineage: Eukaryota; Metazoa; Chordata; Actinopteri; Characiformes; Acestrorhamphidae. The record is from RefSeq and is a predicted model, not a curated record. Gene Ontology annotation, cellular component: endomembrane system; membrane. The coding region runs from base 270 to 1892 and encodes 540 amino acids.
CAACCCACAACCCAGGAGCUCAGUGGCGGAAGGAAGAGUCAGAGCUCGCUUAUGAUGAAACACUAUAAUCUGACCUAAAACUGAGUCUGAGCUCAGAAACCUGGAUUACUGAGGAUCUACAGCCUCACCUGCCUCACCUGCCUCACCUGGAGGAGGAGAGGAGCUGAGAUAUGAGAGCGGGCUGUGCUGAGAGCGGGUUAGCAUGUUAGCGGUGUGAGUGUGUGUGUGUGUGUGUGUGUAGCUUUUAGUUGAGGAACUGCUAAAGCAGCAUGUUCCAGAAGACCUCCUUCACCACCCUCAUAGUGGGGGUCUUCAUCGUCUACGUGCUGCACACCUGCUGGGUGAUGUAUGGCAUAGUUUACACCAAACCCUGCGACAACCCCAAGAGUGACAAGUGCAUCAGCCCUUACCUGGCGGGAAAGCCUCGUCUGCAGCUAAGCAUCUACACAGCAUUACGACCCAACACUGAAGGUGGCCACAGUCUGAUCCACAGAGAGGAGGAUUUUGAUGUGAACACCAGAUUUGAGAGGUUAGUAAAUGUGUCUUUGCCCAAGAAGACACGUAAGAAUGGAACUCUGUACGCCAUGGUGUUCGUGCACCAGGCAGGAAUGUCGCCGUGGCAGGAUCCCCGCCAAGUGCACAUGGUGACCCAACUCACCGCCUACAUGCUACCCAAACCCCCUGAGGUCAGCCUGAUCACAGGCGAGGACGAGGCUCAGCAACAGAAACAGGAACAGAAGAGCACCCCUGGCGACGACCUGCUGGACCGUCCCGUGUCCCACUGGCGCUCCCGUCUGACACUGAACAUCGUGGCCGAGAACUUCCUGUUCGAUCGUGAAGCCCUGCCAAGCGACGUGCAUCGCUACAUGAAAGUAUAUCAGAGUGGGAGGAAAAUGGUGUACCUGCCGCUGCUGUUCAUCGAUCAGCUGAGUAACCGAGUGAAAGAUUUAAUGGAGAUCAACAGCAGCACCACUGAAAUGCCCCUGACCAUUUCUUAUGAUACCAUCGCUCUGGGCAAACUGCGCUUCUGGAUCCACAUGCAGGACGCUGUUUAUUCUCUACAGCAGUUCGGCUUUACUGAGAAAGACGCAGAUGAAAUCAAGGGCAUAUUUGUGGACACCAACCUGUACUUUCUAGCUCUCACCUUCUUUGUUGCUGCUUUUCAUCUCUUGUUUGACUUCUUGGCGUUUAAAAAUGAUAUCAGCUUUUGGAAGCAGAAGAAGAGCAUGGUGGGGAUGUCCAGUAAAGCAGUACUGUGGAGAUGUUUCAGCACCAUAGUGAUUUUCCUCUACCUGCUGGAUGAACAGACUAGUCUGCUGGUGCUCAUUCCUGCUGGAAUAGGAUCUCUGAUCGAGGUGUGGAAAGUAAAGAAAGCCUUCAAAAUCUACGUUAUAUGGAAGGGAGUAAAGCCAGCAUUCAUGUUUGGCAAAUCUGAUGAAUCGGAGAGAAGAACAGAGGAAUACGAUAGUCUGGCGAUGAAGUAUCUGUCAUAUCUGCUGUAUCCACUCUGUGUGGGUGGGGCAAUUUAUGCACUUGUGUUUGUGAAGUACAAAAGUUGGUACUCCUGGCUUAUCAACAGUUUAGUCAAUGGGGUUUAUGCUUUUGGAUUCCUCUUCAUGCUACCUCAGCUCUUUGUGAACUACAAGUUAAAAUCAGUGGCUCAUUUACCCUGGAAGGCCUUUAUGUAUAAAGCGUUCAACACCUUCAUCGACGACGUCUUCGCCUUCAUUAUCACUAUGCCAACCUCCCAUCGGCUCGCCUGCUUCAGGGAUGAUGCUGUGUUCCUCAUUUACCUGUAUCAGAGAUGGCUCUAUCCUGUUGAUAAGACCAGAGUGAACGAGUAUGGCGUGUCUUAUGACGAGGACCUAAAAGGAAAAGCCCACAAGGAUUAAACUCCUUACAGCUCAGAGUUUUCUAAGUCAGCCUGCUAAACAUCAACACCAGAGAGGACGGAGAGGACGGAGAGGACAGUACACAGUGCAUUAUGGUCUGCGCAUACUGGGAACACUGGGUGAUCUGCAGACUGGACUGGGGAUUUUCAUCUGUGGAGUGAUCGACUGUGACCAACAUCUGUCUCUUCCACCUUUUACACUCUUACAUUUCCUGUCCUGAGUCUGACAAACUGAUUUCAUUGUCCUUAAUUGGAGAUGAAACAUUGCAUUGUUUUAUUUUUCAGUACUGUAUGAGCUGCUGGGCUGACAGGUUGCUAAUACGAUUGGGUUCAGUUUGAUGUAGGUUGGAAUUUUGCUGAUUGUUAAUCACGGUUGUGCGUCUGAGGCACAAGUGAGUGAGUUAUCAAUGAUUUGAUCAAUGAUCUGUUGUUCCUCAUCAGAAAAUCAUGAGGAAAAUAAGCUCAUUUGAAGACAGAAGUAUUUUCGACAGGUACUCUUUGAUUAUAUCUUUAUGAAAAUAGUGUUUUUGGAAAUAUGACUUUUAUCAUACUGGUGCCAAAUGAACUGAUGUUGUAAUUUCUCAUAGUUAGUCAUAUUAAAGAGGGGGAGACCGAAAGUUAAAAUAAUGGUUAAACUGAGAAAGAUGGACUGAAAGAGGAAAAAGCACAGGUCUGACGAGUCUGUUGAUGUGUAUUUGGGGUGAGAAUGGCUUGUUGUGUGUGAGUUUGUUGUACUAUAUUCCACUGAAGUGUUUAACGGGACUCAAAUGGUGAUUUGUUUGUGAAGUCCAAGCUUCGAUUCACGCGAUAAAUAUUUUUAUUUUCUGCUUAAAACUGCAACUUUUAGUGCUUUUUGAAGUUUUCCAGAAAUUGUAAGUCACUAACUGGGUCCACAAUACUAAAAAAUGUAAUAAAUGGUGGUGACCAAAGGGACUGUGAUUUGGACUGUGUACCAUUCUUAAUGUGAAAAUUAUUUCCAACAAUUCUGGUACUUAGAUUUCUGCUGUUGUGAGAAUCAGAGCUCAUUUCUGGACCAGAGGGAGGGGAAGAUAUUAUAAUAUUAUGCUUUAUGUUUAUGUUUUUGAUUCCUUUACUAAUGUGGCCUAUUGGGACCAUCUGCUGAACACCUUCUGCUGUAUGGCCUGUGUUUGGAGCCGUGCUUUUUCAGCUACUUUAAAAAAAAUACCCACAAAUAAAUAAAAGCCUCCAAAACUCC